This is a messenger RNA of Dermacentor silvarum, 3359 nucleotides long. Its product is annotated as sphingomyelin phosphodiesterase. Gene Ontology annotation, biological process: sphingomyelin catabolic process; ceramide biosynthetic process. Gene Ontology annotation, molecular function: acid sphingomyelin phosphodiesterase activity. Gene Ontology annotation, cellular component: lysosome. The record is from RefSeq and is a predicted model, not a curated record. The transcript has 12 exons. The coding region runs from base 163 to 1989 and encodes 608 amino acids. Lineage: Eukaryota; Metazoa; Arthropoda; Arachnida; Ixodida; Ixodidae.
GUCGCGUCGCUCUCGAUUCUGGCCCGGCGCCCAACACGCGGUGACAUCAAGCACGGCGGCGCACGGUGAGCCCCGGUGCGAAGGCUGCGGGAGCGACGCCGGUUCCCACGCUGAAGCAAGCACGUGACGGCAUCUCUGGGGGCUGAUUUCGAGGUCACAGCCAUGCACGCCCCACCAAGGACAGUGGCGCUUGCAGCUAUGUUGGCACUACUGUGCGUCUCCGUGGCAAUCUACCCCGUCGCAGAGGCAGCCCGCACCAAGAAAGAAGUGAACGUCAUUGACCUAUUGUUCAAGUUUGGAAACUUCAAAGAGUUGCGCACGGUUAUGGGAAAUGCCGCCGUGGGCGUGGUGUCGCCGAAGGCGUGCUCGGUGUGCAGCGCGGCGACGGGCUUGUUCUUCGACUACCUCGAGAGCGGUCGUUCCAAGGACGGGCUCGUCAAGAUCGCCCGGGGUGCUUGCGCCUUCCUUAAGAUCGCCACAUUGGGCGCCUGCUCCAACGUCAUCGAUAUGUACAAGGACGAGUUGUUCUACAUCGCCAAUAACCGCAAGGCUCCUAGGACCGAGACAUGCAGCGUAAUCUUCGGUUCCCUUUGUGGCCCACUGACCAGUGAAGUCCACAACUGGACCGUCCACAUUAGCGGUCCGUCCAAGCCGCGGGCCCACAUGGACACCGAAUACGAAGCGGUGGAUGACGAUGAAGAUGAAAACGCGGAGAGACAAGUGAAAGUGUUGCACAUCUCGGACACACACUACGAUCCAGAGUACUCGCCGGGGAGCAACGCAGUGUGCGAGGAUCCCGUGUGCUGCCGAAGGAACAACGGCGCUCCGAAGUCAGCUGGUGACCGGGCGGGCAAAUGGGGCCACAUCGGAAAGUGCGACAUACCGCUGCGGACGCUGGAGAGCGCUCUCAAGCACGCCGCCGAAAAUCACAAGGUUGACGUUGUCCUGUGGACCGGAGAUUUGCCGCCUCACGAUCCAUGGAAAGCCACACGCGAGGACAUGCUUGACAACCUGCGAGUAACAUCGGCGCUUAUGCGAAAGUAUUUUCCUAACGCAACUGUCCUUCCAGCUAUAGGGAACCACGAAGCUGUGCCGAUCAACAGCUUUCCAGUCAACAAUGUCGCAAACUUCUCCACACAGUGGCUAUACGACACGUUUUCCGAACACUGGAUGGAUUUCCUCCCGCAGAGUACGAAGAACAGCAUAAGGCAGGGCGCCUUCUACUCCGUCGAAGUGUCCAAGGGCUUCCGUGUCAUCUCGCUCAACACCAACCUGUGCUACGUUUUUAACUGGUGGCUCGUGUACAAUUCCACGGACCCGAAUGGCCAGCUGCAGUGGUUAUCCAGAGAGCUCCAGCGUGCCGAAGCUUCUGGAGAGAAGGUUUACAUCAUAGGACAUGUGGCGCCUGUAAAGGUUGAGUGCAUUCCUGUCUGGGCAGACAACUUUCGACGCAUCGUGAACCGGUACAAGUCAACCAUCGUGGCUCAAUUCUACGGUCAUACGCACAUGGAUCAGUUCUACCUUUUCUACGAAGACAAAGACGCCAAAGGAGCGAUGCAGCCAACAAAUGUCGCGUACGUGGCGCCAAGUGUGACCACCUUUGUCUUCAGCAACCCCGCUUACCGAGUCUAUGCCGUGGAUGGUGGGCGACACCGCAGAAACGCGCCUUGGACAAUUGUGGACCACGAGACGUUCGUUAUGGACCUGGACGAGUCAAACAAGAUGGACCAGCCCAAAUGGCAAGUCGCGUACACCGCGAAGCAACACUACGGUCUUCGCUCAUUGUCCGCACAGAACUGGCACAGUCUGGUGGAACAGUUCCGAACAAAUGAAACAUUGUUUCAGGAAUACCAUAGGUUCAUGCACAAGCUGAUGGAGCCGCACUCAUGCGAUAAGGAAUGCAAGGCGCGAGAGAUAUGCUACAUACAAGCCGCCACGACGACUGGCGUCAGAGAAUGCAUGAUAAGCAUGGGGUUUAGCCCCGCUUGACCCCAUCGGUGACAUUAUCCGCUGGUGGAUACUUGCAAGAAACGGUGUUACGGCCAGAAAACCACAACGCACGGACGAAACCAUCUAGUACCCACCUCCCAUCAUGAGACGCGUACAUCAUCACACUCAAGAGUUCACAAUAUAUAUACAAGUAGUGCGAUGUGUCGCAUUGGCUUACAUUACCAUAUUUGUGUACUUUUUUGUUUAGAUUUGCGGAAGUCUUUUCAAAACAGCAUAUUUGCCUAUACAAGUAAUCUCGUGUGGCAUCUUGUACUUUCUGCUGUGACGCCACUGUUUGUUACAGUAAUUAUAGGUCCGUAUAAGAGGAGUAGCUGUAUAAUUAUUUAUUCGCUGAACUGACAGUGUUCGAUGCGACUGGAAUGAACUCAAGUAUUUUCAACCAGCUAACCUGUACAAACGUUCUGUCUUUUGUUCUCCAAAUCAUCCAUGUGAAUAAAACACCACAUCGCAACGCUUCCGGGCGACAAAUCCAGAUGACACAAUGUGUAUUGACAAUUUCUUUUACGACUAUAACUUAAUUGUUGCAUGUUGCUUGCUUCAGUCUAUGCCUGUAUACUUGACGAAUAAGGAAAUAUUUAUUGAGUGUUAAGAAUAUAGAAGCACUAUAUUAGUGCAGAAGACAGCGAGCCCUGCGGUAAUGUGAUGUCAACAAGCAAAUCGCAGUCAUCAUACCUGCUGGCAAUUUGUUCUGUUGCCGUGAACAUUUAUGUCGAAAGACCUGCGUAUGGAAGAAAAUACACCGAGCAGGCUCCAAGAGUUUCACCGCAGUCUAGACAGCUACAACAUGGACUUCCCUAAGGCUGCUCGGAAAAGUGGAACCAGUGCAGCAGUGGUUAUGCAUACAUCACUUCUAAGCCUCGUCACAGGUGAUGCCAUUCUAACUUCCAAGGACGUGAUGUGCCUGUGUUGAGAUGUGGCUAUCUGUAAAGCUAGCUGACCCUGCUGUGCUAGAUUUGCACUUUGGUCGCAAUGAUUAGCAGUUUACAAAUGGCUGCGUCGACAAUAAAAAUGCUAGUGCUCUCAAAUGCAAAAUCUCUGCUAUGGACACUUGUCGCGAGACGAAAGUGACUUACAGAGUGCAACACCUGCGAGCUGUAUGCGUUGCUAAUCACCCCAAUAUAUAAAGUUAGCUUGAAGUUUGUUAAGCGGUAUAAUAAAACAACAUGUUGCAAGAGUCCAAGCUUGUCGGGAAGCUAGUAAAAUGAAGCGCACAAAAAACAGUAACACUGUGCAUAGGCAUGUGACACAAAGUGCAUCAGAAGGGAAGGAUUUACACAGUUAGGAGACAGUGUUAGAAUAGCGUUUGUUCCCGUGCGUACGUCAAACGCAAGCACCUUUGCGGGACAUUA